AUGUUUCUUGUUUUGCAUGUUGUGGAAAAUUUCAGAAGACGAGUUAACAUAGUGUGGAGAAACUGCAAGCAGGAAGAUCCAAUAGUGUUUCAACAAAUCUUCAGUGAAUUUCCAAAAAGACUCCAGUACCUGCAAGUGAGGACAGCAAUCCAACUUGGAGAAACGGGGUGCAAAUCUGAAUAUCCCAACAGAGGAACGAAUCAGAGGACCACUAUCAACCACUUCGAAGGACAGCAUUCCCUAGAUUGGUUCAGGAUUAAGAAGAAAGAAAACCAAGAAAACGAAGACCCAAACAACCUAGAUUACCUGCAAGUGAGGACAGCAAUCCAACUUGGAGAAACGGGGUGCAAAUCUGAAUAUCCCAACAGAGGAACGAAUCAGAGGACCACUAUCAACCACUUCGGAGGACAGCAUUCCCUAGAUUGGUUCAGGAUUAAGAAGAAAGAAAACCAAGAAAACGAAGACCCAAACAACCUAGAUGUUCAAACUUCAAGUUCAACCUUCAAGUUCAACCUUCAAGUUCAAACUUCAAGUUCAACCUCCGAGUUCAACCUUCAAGUUCAAAAUCCAAAUUCAACCUUUGAUUUCAACCUUCAAGUUCAACCUUCAAGUUCAAACUUCAAGUUCAACCUUCAAGCUCAAACUGCAGGUUCAACCUUCAAGUUCAACCUUCAAGUUCAACCAACAAGUUCAAACUUCAAGUUGAACAUUCAAGUUGAACCUUCAAUCUCAACCUUCAAGUUCAAACUCCAAGUUCAACCUCCAAGUUCAACCUUCAAGUUCAAACUCCAAGUCCAACCAUUGAGUUCAACCUCCAAGUUUAACUUCGAGUUCAACCUUCAAGUUCAAACUGCAGGUUCAACCUUCAAGUUCAACCUUCAAGUUCAACCUCCAAGUUCAACCUUCGAGUUCGAACUCCAAAUUCAACCUUUGAGUUCAACCUUCAAGUUCAACCUUCAAGUUCAAACUUCAAGUUCAACCUCCAAGUUCAACCUUCAAGUUCAAACUCCAAAGUCAACCUUUGAGUUCAACCUUCAAGUCCAACCUCCAAGUUUAACUUCGAGUUCAACCUUCAAGUUCAAACUGCAGGUUCAACCUUCAAGUUCAACCUUCAAGUUCAAUCUACAAGUUCAAACUUCAAGUUCAACCUUCAAGUUCAACCUUCAAGUUCAAACUUCAAGUUCAACCUCCGAGUUCAACCUUCAAGUUCAAAAUCCAAAUUCAACCUUUGAUUUCAACCUUCAAGUUCAACCUUCAAGUUCAAACUUCAAGUUCAACCUUCAAGCUCAAACUGCAGGUUCAACCUUCAAGUUCAACCUUCAAGUUCAACCAACAAGUUCAAACUUCAAGUUGAACAUUCAAGUUGAACCUUCAAUCUCAACCUUCAAGUUCAAACUCCAAGUUCAACCUCCAAGUUCAACCUUCAAGUUCAAACUCCAAGUCCAACCAUUGAGUUCAACCUCCAAGUUUAACUUCGAGUUCAACCUUCAAGUUCAAACUGCAGGUUCAACCUUCAAGUUCAACCUUCAAGUUCAACCUCCAAGUUCAACCUUCGAGUUCGAACUCCAAAUUCAACCUUUGAGUUCAACCUUCAAGUUCAACCUUCAAGUUCAAACUUCAAGUUCAACCUCCAAGUUCAACCUUCAAGUUCAAACUCCAAAGUCAACCUUUGAGUUCAACCUUCAAGUCCAACCUCCAAGUUUAACUUCGAGUUCAACCUUCAAGUUCAAACUGCAGGUUCAACCUUCAAGUUCAACCUUCAAGUUCAAUCUACAAUUUAACUUCAAGUUCAACCUUCAAGCUCAAACUGCAGGUUCAACCUUCAAGUUCAACCUUCAAGUUCAACCAACAAGUUCAAACUUCAAGUUGAACAUUCAAGUUGAACCUUCAAUCUCAACCUUCAAGUUCAAACUCCAAGUUCAACCUCCAAGUUCAACCUUCAAGUUCAAACUCCAAGUCCAACCAUUGAGUUCAACCUCCAAGUUUAACUUCGAGUUCAACCUUCAAGUUCAAACUGCAGGUUCAACCUUCAAGUUCAACCUUCAAGUUCAACCUCCAAGUUCAACCUUCGAGUUCGAACUCCAAAUUCAACCUUUGAGUUCAACCUUCAAGUUCAACCUUCAAGUUCGAACUUCAAGUUCAACCUCCAAGUUCAACCUUCAAGUUCAAACUCCAAAUUCAACCUUUGAGUUCAACCUUCAAGUCCAACCUCCAAGUUCAACUUCGAGUUCAACCUUCAAGUUCAAACUGCAGGUUCAACCUUCAAGUUCAACCUUCAAGUUCAAUCUACAAUUGAACCUACAAGAUCAAACUUCAAGUUCAGACAUCAAGUUCAAACUUCAAGUUGAACCUUCAAGUUCAUCCUUCAAGUCCAACCUCACGUUCAAACUCCAAGUUAAACCCUCAAGUUCAACCUUCGAGUUCAACCUUCAAGUUCAAACUUCGAAUAGAACCUUCAAGUUGAACCUUCAAGUUCAACCUUCAAAUUCAACCUUCGAGUUCAAACUUCAAGUUCAACCUUCAAGUUCAACCUUCGAGUUCAAACUCCAAAUUCAACCUUUGAGUUCAACCUUCAAUUCAAUCUUCAAGUUCAACAUCGAGUUCAACAUUCAAGUCCAAACUCCAAGUUCAACCUUCAAGCUCAAACUUCGAGUUGAACCUUCAAGUUCAAAAUUCAAGUUGAACCUUCAAGUACAACCUUCGAGUACAACCUUCAAGUCUAAUUUCAAGUUCAAACUUCAAGUUCAAUCUUCGAGUUCGACCUUCAAGUUCGAACUCCAAGUUGAACCUUCAAGUUCAAACUUCAAGUUCAACCUUGAAGUUCAAACUUCAUGUUUAACCUUCAAGUUCAACCUUCAAAUUCAAACUUCAAGUUCAACCUCCAAGUUCAAACCUCAAGUUGAACCUUCAAGUUCAACCUCCAAGUCCAACCUUCAAGUUCAAACUCCAACUUCAACCUUCAAGUUCAACCUUCAAGUUCCAACUUCAAGUUCAACCUUCAAGUUCAACCUUCAAGUUCAAACUUCAGAUUCAACCUUCGAGUUCAACCUUCAAGUUCAACCUCCAAGUUCAACUUCAAGUUCAACCUUCAAGUUCAAACUGCAGGUUCAACCUUCAAGUUCAACCUUCAAGUUCAACCUACAAGUUCAUUCUUCAAGAUCUUCCUUCAAGUUCAAACUUCGAGUUGAACCUUCAAGUUCAACCUUCAAGGUCAAACAUCAAGUUCAACCUCCAAAUCAAACUUCAAGUUCAGACAUCAAGUUCAAACUUCAAAUUGAACCUUCAAGUUCAACCUUCAAGUUCAACCUCACGUUCGAACUCCAAGUUGAACCUUCAAGUACAACCUUCAAGUUCAACCUUCAAGUUCAACAUUCAAGUUCAACCUUCAAGUUGAACCUUCAAAUCAAACUUCAAGUUCAACCUCCAAGUUCGAACUUCAAGUUUAACCUUCAAGUUCAACCUCCAAGUCCAACCUUCAAGUUCAAACUUCAAGUUCAACCUGCAAGUUCAACCGUCAAGUUCAAACCUCAAGUUCAACCUUCAAGUUCAACCUUCAAGUUCAACCUUCAAGUUCAAACUUCAGAUUCAACCUUCGAGUUCAAUCUUCAAGUUCAACCUCCAAGUUCAACUUCAAGUUCAACCUUCAAGUUCAAACUGCAGGUUCAACCUUCAAGUUCAACCUUCGAAUUCAACCUACAAGUUCUUCCUUCAUUAUCUUCCUUCAAGUUCAAUCUUCGAGUUGAAACUCCAAGUUCAACCUUCAAGGUCAAACAUCAAGUUCAACCUCCAAGUUCAACCUUCGAGUUCAACCUUCAAGUUCAACCUUCAAGUUUUACCUUCAAGUUCAAACUUCAAGAUCAUCCUUCAAGUUCAAACUUCGAGUUGAACCUUAAAGUUCAACCUUCAAGUUCGAACUUCAAGUUCAACCUUCAAGCUCAAACUUCAAGUUGA
Messenger RNA from Phaedon cochleariae (mustard beetle), 3951 nucleotides. NCBI's taxonomy places the organism in Eukaryota, Metazoa, Arthropoda, Insecta, Coleoptera, Chrysomelidae. The record is from the annotation of a GenBank genome assembly.